Molecule: messenger RNA, 1084 nt
Organism: Cyphomyrmex costatus
Lineage: Eukaryota; Metazoa; Arthropoda; Insecta; Hymenoptera; Formicidae
Product: transmembrane protein 42
Exons: 3
Coding region: 543-959 (138 amino acids)
Source: RefSeq, a predicted model, not a curated record
AAUUACGUAAUUGUUUCGCGAUUCGAGUUUCGGAACGAUGAAAUCCGUAUGUAUUUAAAAUCGAAGUUUUACGUUAAUAAAAAAGAAAACGUGAAUUUUUUUUCAUUUUCAUAAAUUAAGAUCGAUUUGUACGUCCGAAGACGCGCGCCCUCAUCAUCGGUGCGCGUGCUCCGAUGACUCAGCCACGGAUUCAUCAUGACGUAAGUAUAUACAUCGAUGGGAUUCACAGUCAUUCCUGGCCGUGACACCGUACGAUCGCGCUCGAUAUUCGCCUCAUCAUUGCAUACAAAAGUGAUCUCAAACGCGGUGGCGCGAGCAGAUAAGAACGAAUCUUAUCAUUCGUGACGGCAUUCCGUACCGUUCUCCACCUGUCUCCAUCCACGGUACUCUCGGUACCGCGGGGUACCGCGUGGUACCACUCAGCGAACGACGACCUUGGACGCCGCUCUCACCGAUCUUGUCAUUUUUGUCCAACCUUGUCUAAUCUCGUCGCCGCGACAUCCGGACAUUCCCGGACGUCCACGUGCAUUUUGUUUAUCGAUAUGGAAGAAUGCGGCGGUGGCGCCGGCAGCGGGGCGCAUCUCGCGGUUAUCGCUGGUAUUUUUGCGACCAGUGGCAGUCUUCUCGGCAAACUCGCCGGUGGCGCUGAUGCAUCGUCAUUGCCAUCGUUGUUUCUAAAAGGAGUACUUCUCAUCUUUAUGCUCGUGUGCAACACCGUGGGAUGCACUUUUUUUGUCAAAGCGCUUCAUACCAGUGGAUCUUCUUUGCCGAUAACGGUCGCCAGUGCAGCUACAAACUAUAUUUGUUCGGCGCUCGUAGGCUCCAUCGUAUUUGACGAAUCCACUUCAUUGACCUGGUGGUGCGGAGCUUCCUUGGUACUUCUCGGCUUGAUGUUGAUCUGCAAUGUUCCCGCUGAAAAAAGCGCUUCCGUCAUCGAGGAAAAAUUGAAACAUCAAUAGCUGACAAUGGACGCUUUUAUAUUCUAAGCAAAAGCGAUUGCAGUGAUGUUACAACGGUACGAUUAUUUCCAUUUUUGUAUUAUUGACAUCGACAGAUAUAUUUAUUAUGUCGGAAAUACAUUGUA